This is a messenger RNA of Peronospora matthiolae, 375 nucleotides long. NCBI's taxonomy places the organism in Eukaryota, Oomycota, Peronosporomycetes, Peronosporales, Peronosporaceae. The record is from the annotation of a GenBank genome assembly.
AUGCAUGUGGAGUUUUACUUUUCGUGUCUUAAGCUACGCCGUCAAGGAUUCAGCACAGCUCGCUGCCUGACGGAAAGCCGAGCGCAAUAUGCUACACGUAUCUUCGUUGCUGAGCCUGUGCAAUUGGUGAUGAUGUGCAUGUGCAGUGUUCGCAUUGCGCAAGAAUUGUCAAGUGAACGUGACAGCAGAGCAGUCCGAAGUGCAGGUCGCACUUUGCUUCCGGGGCACCAUCUCUCGGUCUCGUCACACUCUCAACUAGUCGUGCGGGUCGGCGGUAUGGUUCCUGCAGACGUGGAUAUCACAGCGAAGAAUUCAGACCGCUCGGCACGUUCAGGCAGCAGCGAAAGAGCAAGAGAGAGAAUGCAGAUCGCAUGA